AUUUUUUAACCCAAAAUAAAUCUCCAUCUAAAAAAAAAAACUAUAAACUAAGAACAGAAAAAACAAAAUAUUUCCUUCAGUUCAAUCUCUAUACUACAACGAUUUUUUUUCCUCCAAAUCCCGUAACAGUAAAAUUUGUAUAGAUCGAAAAAAGCAACAAUUUUGACGCUCUAUGAUGGCAGAAAUUGCAAAACCAAAUCUCGUAUCCACAGAGACCACCAAUUUUGAUGAUGAGAACGGCAUUUUUGUCGACACAACCUCGAUUACUUGUUACGGAACAUCGAUUCUUCAGAUGGGUUUCCCAUCGGAGACCGCAGAGAUCUUUAGAGAGAUGAUUGAGAAGGAGAGGCAACAUUCGCCCAGAGAUGAUUACCUCAAGAGACUGAGAAGUGGGGAUUUGGAUUUGAAUGUCAGAAAUCAAGCCCUUGAUUGGAUUUGGAAGGCUUGUGAGGAACAUCAAUUUGGACCAUUGUGUAUAUGUCUAGCAAUUAACUACUUGGAUCGUUUCUUAUCUGUUCAUGACUUGCCUAGUGGAAAACCUUGGAUUGUGCAAUUGUUGGCUGUGGCUUGUUUGUCAUUGGCAGUCAAAAUUGAGGAAACUAAAGUUCCAGAGUUAAUACAUUUGCAGGUUGGAGAUCCCCGGUUCAUGUUUGAGCCUAAAUCGGUUCAAAGAAUGGAACUUUUGGUGUUGAAUGUAUUGAGAUGGAGGUUACGAGCCGUGACACCGUGCUCUUACAUAAGAUACUUCCUGAGUAAGAUCAAUGGCUAUGAUCAAGAACCAUCCAGCAGACUGAUCUCUAGAUCAUUGCUAGUGAUAGCCAACAUAACCAAAGGUAUUGACUUUUUGGAGUUCAGAGCUUCAGAGAUUGGUGCUGCGGUUGCUCUUUCUGUUUCUGGACAAGUCCACACAUUAGAAUUUGACAAAUUCUCCUUCUCUUCUUUCUCCUCACACCUUGAAAAGGAGAGAGUGAAGAAGAUUGGUGAAAUGAUAGAAAGAGAUGGGUCAAAUUCAAGCUCACAAACACCCAAUAGUGUAGUGUUUCAAAAUAAGACUCAUCAUCAUCAUCAUUCACUGUCUCUUUCUUCUACUUCUGUUUCCUCCUCCCUCACUUCUCUUUCUUAAUUUCUCCCUCUUUUAUAAUGUUUAAAUUGAAAUUUUAAUUGAUUGAGGAGAAACAAAACCAGAAGGAAAUUUGCGGAAAUGGUUUUAUGUUAAAGACAAAAAAUGUGAUGUGUAUUGUGUUUAUUCCGUUGAAUUUUUAAAAAUAUAAGGAAAGUGUAUUUUUGACUCCUA
This is a messenger RNA of Thlaspi arvense, 1294 nucleotides long. The record is from the annotation of a GenBank genome assembly. Lineage: Eukaryota; Viridiplantae; Streptophyta; Magnoliopsida; Brassicales; Brassicaceae.